This is a messenger RNA of Fusarium pseudograminearum CS3096, 741 nucleotides long. RefSeq lists its product as uncharacterized. NCBI's taxonomy places the organism in Eukaryota, Fungi, Ascomycota, Sordariomycetes, Hypocreales, Nectriaceae. Bases 1 to 741 code for a protein of 246 amino acids. The record is from RefSeq and is a predicted model, not a curated record. The transcript has 4 exons.
AUGUCACCAGAGAAAUACGAAGGAAAACCUCUCAGAGGUGCACCCCUGUGCAAAAACCACUUCCUAGACCAUGUACUAGGCCACAAGACAAAAUCAAAGGAACCAACUCGCAUCCAACCACGAAGAGUUGCAAAAGACAAACAUCUCCUGGUGAAUACCAACACGAAGAAACGGCAGUCAGACGAGGAGUUGUCCAGCUCAAGCACGAAGCGAAGAAAGAUUAAUAAACCAUUUACCAGUUUACUCGAACAGCAGGUGAGUCAAAUCACCGAGCAAGCUGAAGAAAAGGGUUCUCACAACUGUUCCUUUGGCCCUGCACCAUGGGAAUGCCACAAGUGCGUAUCCCAUUUUGCUGAGUUUGUGGUUGAAAAGCUUACCAUCGUGAAGCCUGAAGCACCGGUUGCUAACAUGGCUACUAUUGGAAAGAUCUUGAAACUAAACUCCAGAAUGGAUUUUGAGGAGGGGGAAAUGAUCACUUUUGAGUGGGAGGACAACUGCUUCACUGACCAGCCAAUCAUGAUUGCACAUAUGCAGAAAACCAGAGGCAACUGCAAUGUCACGUCCAUUAUAGAUACCAUCACUCUCACUAUUGCGGAACACUGGGACAAGCACACUUCGCCAUAUUUGAGUAGCUUCCCAUGCGUCAUCGCACCAUGUGACAUUAAGCUGUCGGAUGUCUGCUUACGGGUUCCAUGCCAACUGCCGAUUCUUGUUCUUUUGAAGAGUGGCAAACAAGCGUGA